CUAUGGAAAGAUGGCAGCACAAUAUACAAACACCGAGACUCAUCACAUGCGUUGCUAACUUUUUACGUUGGGUUGUCGAUGUGUGUGUUGUUUAAUUAAAUUAAAAUAUGGGUAAAAAGAGGAAAUUAGGAUGUAAAGAAGACGAAUUCGAAUUUGAUCCAAUUCCUAAACAUUUGGUUGUAGCGCAUUUACGAAAUCAAGAGAAGCGUCUGAUAAUUAUUCUCGAAAAUGCACAACUGGAAAGUGUUAAAGUGGGAAAUUCAUUUCAGUUAUUAAAUUGUGACGAUCACGUGAGCAUACUGAAGAAAUACAAUCGUGACAUCGGUUCAUGUAGACCGGAUAUUGUUCAUCAGUGUCUUCUUAUGUUACUUGACAGUCCCCUCAAUAGAGCAGGCCUUCUUCAGGUUUAUAUACACACAGAAAAGAAUGUGUUAAUAGAAAUUAAUCCACAAACAAGAAUACCACGUACAUUUAAGAGAUUUGCUGGACUUAUUGUGCAGUUACUUCAUAAAUUCAGUGUCAGAGCAACAGAUGGACCAACAAAGCUCCUUAAAGUAAUUCGCAACCCAGUCACAGACCAUCUUCCAGUGGGUUGUCGCAAACUGGGCACCUCAUUUUCAGCACCUAAUGUCGUCAAUCCUAGAGAUUUAGUACCUAGUGACGAACCAGUCACUGUUGUUGUAGGUGCAGUAGCACAUGGCAAGGUUAACCCAGAAUAUGUCGAGAGCAACGUGUCAAUCAGCAACUACCCAUUGUCUGCGGCUCUCACGUGCACCAAACUGUGUUCUGGCUUUGAGGAAGCGUGGGGUGUUGUGUGAAUGAAUUGUCUGCUAAAAUACAUGUAUGUCCAUCAAGAUGUAAAAGCAUUUUAAAUAAAUUAAAGCCACCUUUAUCUUA
This is a messenger RNA of Zootermopsis nevadensis, 897 nucleotides long. Its product is annotated as ribosomal RNA small subunit methyltransferase NEP1. Gene Ontology annotation, biological process: rRNA base methylation. Lineage: Eukaryota; Metazoa; Arthropoda; Insecta; Blattodea; Termopsidae. The record is from RefSeq and is a predicted model, not a curated record. Gene Ontology annotation, molecular function: rRNA binding; rRNA (pseudouridine) methyltransferase activity. Gene Ontology annotation, cellular component: nucleus; small-subunit processome.